Cygnus olor (mute swan) is the source of this 1232-nucleotide messenger RNA. RefSeq names its product NRAS proto-oncogene, GTPase (gene NRAS). Gene Ontology annotation, cellular component: plasma membrane. The record is from RefSeq and is a predicted model, not a curated record. Lineage: Eukaryota; Metazoa; Chordata; Aves; Anseriformes; Anatidae. The coding region runs from base 94 to 663 and encodes 189 amino acids. The transcript is spliced from 5 exons. Gene Ontology annotation, biological process: Ras protein signal transduction. Gene Ontology annotation, molecular function: GTP binding; GDP binding; GTPase activity.
CGCCCUGGGGCCUGGGGCGGCGGGCGGCGGGCGGGCGGGGCGGGGCGGGCUGCGCUGCGCUGCGUCGCUCCCCGCGCGGCCGCCGGGAGGGCGAUGACCGAGUACAAGCUGGUGGUGGUGGGAGCCGGCGGCGUCGGCAAGAGCGCGCUGACCAUCCAGCUCAUCCAGAACCACUUCGUGGACGAGUACGACCCCACCAUCGAGGACUCAUACAGAAAGCAGGUUGUUAUUGAUGGAGAGACAUGCUUGUUAGAUAUUCUGGACACUGCAGGACAGGAAGAAUAUAGUGCUAUGCGUGAUCAGUACAUGAGAACUGGGGAAGGAUUCCUCUGCGUGUUUGCCAUUAACAACAGUAAAUCAUUUGCUGAUAUUAACCUUUACAGAGAGCAAAUCAAGAGAGUGAAAGAUUCAGAUGAUGUGCCAAUGGUUCUGGUUGGGAAUAAGUGUGAUUUGCCCACAAGAACAGUAGACACAAAACAGGCCCAAGAAUUAGCAAAAAGCUAUGGAAUCCCCUUUAUAGAGACAUCUGCUAAAACAAGACAGGGUGUUGAAGACGCUUUUUACACGCUGGUGAGAGAGAUCCGGCAGUACCGGAUGAAAAAGCUCAACAGCAGUGAAGAUGGGAAUCAAGGCUGCAUGGGAUUGUCCUGCAUUGUGAUGUGAUAAGAUGCCAGGAGUACAUGGUUCAGAUGUAGCUGCUGGACGAGUCUCGAUGCUACUGUAUUGCGUCUCAUGCUGAUGCCCUGCAGUAUUUUGGUGCCAGCGACCAGAAUCUUGGUACCAGUUAAUUAGCACAGGGUCCUUUUCUGUGCUCCAUCUGAAGAAAACAUCUCUGGUGUCUACCUCCUUGCUCAGCUAACAGAGCAGUCACAUCUCUUCGUGUACUGGGAUUCUUUUCUCACUGUGUUGCCUGGGCUUGUUCAAGAAGAAAACCAGUCACAAGAAAAGUGAAUUACAGAGACUAAAUGCUGUGAAAAAGAUCUCACUUUACCUCUAGAGUAAAAGCUAGAAGUAGUGUUUGUUCCCUUUGUAUCGGAUACAGAUUUGCAGUGUUGUCAGAGGAGUGGCAGAAAUGGUUUUGCCACCUUUAAAGCUCCUGUCACUUACCAGAUUGGUAUCUGCUGUCUGUGCACCCACACAGCAUAUUUGCAAAAUCUGCAUUGUACCAGGAGUACCACUUAACUGGUCAACUGAUCUUUUAUUUUCCUGUAAUAAAAAGGAGAUACCUUUGC